Messenger RNA from Alternaria postmessia, 1335 nucleotides. RefSeq lists its product as uncharacterized. Bases 1 to 1335 code for a protein of 444 amino acids. NCBI's taxonomy places the organism in Eukaryota, Fungi, Ascomycota, Dothideomycetes, Pleosporales, Pleosporaceae. The transcript is spliced from 3 exons. The record is from RefSeq and is a predicted model, not a curated record.
AUGACUGUCCUCAAGGAACCCAUCAACGUCCGACCAGCCAGCCAACAACGACACUCGUCUAGCACCAUGGCCGGCUCACUCCCCAAGAACCGCCCACACUCGCACUCGAUAUCCGCCGGCAACCUGAACCCAGCGCAUCGCGUAACACGUAGGAAGAGCAUGAGCCAGACACCCGUCACCAAUGUUGCGGCCAUUGCGGCUGCAGCCAAGGGCAUGUCGGGGGCGCCCCUGGAUAGUAGUAGUAACGGAUCGCGCCGCCCAUCCAAGCCGACAUCGCAGUUCAGGGGACCCAACAUGGCACUCAACUCAACAAUGGCAUCGAGUAUGCCUGGCAAUGGCUCGCACUUCGGUCCCAGCAGUUAUGGCGCGGCGGCGGCCAAGAGCGAGGCUCUGACAGACGGCCCGACACUCGCAACGAUGCUGGAACAGGACAAGGCCAACUCCAAGUCGCGGAACCGUCGCGCGAGCGAGGGCUCUCGUCUGUCCAAGGGCGACGGCAAGCGAAGUGGUAGCGAUCUGAGAUGUGAAAAAUGUGGGAAAGGCUACAAGCACAGCAGCUGUCUGACCAAGCACCUUUGGGAGCACACGCCUGAAUGGCAAUACACAUCUAAGCUGCUCAUCUCCAAGCACCAGCAGGUGCAGCUCCUCGAAGCUGCCUCUGUCCUCGUCGCCAUGAACAAGGAGAGCGACGGCGAAAACAGCGACCGCUCGUCUCCUCCGGCCUCGGGCUCGUCCGACCUGCGUGAGGAGUUGAGCUCCACUGAAACUACCCCGCCCCCACAACUCGACGACCAUGCCGUAGGCUCUUACCCUCACUCGCAUUUUGGCACCCGCUCCAUCAAGCGUUACUCCGCCAACAGCUCUGCCUACAGCCAAUCCUACCAGUCGACCGUCUUUUCCGACAACGGGAAUGGCCACUUCCGCCAGUGGAGCAACGUGUCUGACCGCCCCACCACGUCAGGUACCUCGGUUGCCGGCUCAUAUCACGAUGAUGGCAAUGACCAUGCCGACCUUGCUGCCGCAGUUGGUUUGUUGAGCUGCUCCUACGGCACUCCCAAGACGGGACCAACUGCGCUCCCGCCGGACGUGCCGCCCGUGCCACCCCUACCAGCAAAGUAUUUUGACUUGAACGCCCGUACCUUGUCCGGUAGCACCACCGUCCAAGCGCAGCAGUCGAGCAUACGCAACAGCUACCGCCAUAACAGCGAGAGCAAGGACGUCGACAUGGACGACGACCACUUCGCCGAUGAGGAGGACUACCGCUACUCCAACUCGCGCAGCCGCGGCCGCAUCGAUGAGGACGACGACGAGAUUUUCGGAAGGAUGGAGGAAUAG